This is a messenger RNA of Xyrauchen texanus (razorback sucker), 4861 nucleotides long. Its product is annotated as cadherin-2-like. Bases 108 to 2792 code for a protein of 894 amino acids. The record is from RefSeq and is a predicted model, not a curated record. Lineage: Eukaryota; Metazoa; Chordata; Actinopteri; Cypriniformes; Catostomidae. Gene Ontology annotation, cellular component: cytoplasm; postsynaptic density; intercalated disc. The transcript has 16 exons. Gene Ontology annotation, molecular function: calcium ion binding; cadherin binding. Gene Ontology annotation, biological process: homophilic cell-cell adhesion; cell-cell junction assembly; brain development.
AGGAGUCGACAGACAGAAGCUCAACCGAGUGGACACGAACAGCCGGCAGACUUUCUUUCAUAUUCCUUUCGAGAACACGGACUUCAUCAGCACACAUUAGCGCAUCAAUGCUGCUGGUUCUCGUGUUGCUUCUGUCAGCGUCGCAGACGGGCACAGGGAGUGCAGUGUGCAGGCCGGGUUUUACAGAGGACAUUUACACCACAGUGAUGCCUGAACAUGUGCUGCCGGGACAGCCUGUGUUCAUCGUGAAGUUUAUGGACUGUGGCCAAGGUGUUCAUGUACAGUUUGAAUGCAGUCAGCCUGACGACUUCAGGAUAUCACUUGAUGGAGUCGUUUACGCACUUCGACCGCUGCACCUGUCUCGCUCCUGGACCUCGCCUCUGCUCAUUAAAGCCCAAGAUGAAGUGACACACCAGCAGUGGCACACACAAGUCACUCUAAUGCCCUCUGGAGCCCAAACAUCACAGGAGCAACACAUGCCCAAGAGAGAUUUACCAGAGAUAACAUUUCCCUCCCAUCACAUAGACAUGUCACUCAAACGCAUGAAGAGAGAUUGGGUCAUUCCUCCUAUUAAUGUGGCAGAAAACUCUAGAGGGCCUUUCCCAAUGAACCUGGUCCGGAUUCGCUCAGAUAAUGAUGAGACGGUGAGUUUACGCUACAGCGUGACGGGACCCGGCGCUGACCAGCCACCCACUGGUGUGUUCUCCAUUGACCCCAUCUCUGGACAACUGUCUGUUCUGAAGCCACUCGACCGCGAGCACUUACCCAACUUCAAUUUAAGAGCACAUGCUGUGGACCUGAAUGGUAAUCAGGUUGAAAACCCCAUUGACAUCAUGAUUAACGUUAUUGACAUGAAUGACAACCGACCAGAGUUCGUCCAUCAGAUAUGGAACGGAAGCAUUCCCGAAGGCUCCAAACCAGGCACGUCAGUUAUGACAGUAACAGCAGUGGACAACGACGAUCCCAAAACACUUAAUGGUCAGCUGCGCUACAAGAUCGUGUCCCAGAAUCCCGUCAUCCCGAGCGCAAACAUGUUCACUAUUAACAACAUGACAGGAAGCAUCAUCACUGUGGCUGCUGGGCUGGACAGAGAGAAAGUACCACAGUACAAGCUGAUUAUUCAAGCCACUGACAUGGAAGGAAACCCCGCAUACGGUCUCUCUAACACGGGUACUGCUGUUAUUACAGUCACAGACGUCAAUGACAAUCCUCCAGAGUUUACCUCUAACACUUUCUAUGGCACUGUACCAGAGAACCAGGUGAACGUUAUUGUGGCCAACUUGACAGUGACGGACAAAGAUCAGCCAAACACAGCAGCGUGGAAGACCGUGUUCAAGAUAACGGGCGGCAACCCAGCGGCUCAUUUUUAUGUACCCACUGAUCCAGUUUCUAAUAAAGGCCUGGUGACUGUUGUCAAGCCCAUUGACUACGAGGUGAGCCAAGCAUUUGUGCUGACCGUGGUGGCGCUGAACGAGCUUCCUCUGGACAGAGGCAUUCAUCUGCCCCGUCAGUCCACCGCCACCGUCUCCAUCCGUGUCAGUGAUGUCAAUGAGAGCCCUUAUUUUAAGCCCAACCCGAAACUGGUGAAGCAGCAGGAGGGCGUGAAGAGCGAGUCAGUCAUCAGCACCUUCACAGCUCAAGAUCCAGACCGCUUAAUGCAGCAGAACCUCCGAUACAGCAAACUGUCUGAUCCGGCAAACUGGCUCCGAAUUCAUCCCAUAAAUGGACAAAUCACAACCAUCGCUGUUUUGGACAGAGAGUCUCCAUAUGUUCAAAAUAACAUCUACACAGCCACAUUCCUCGCCACGGACAACGGGAUUCCACCGGCCAGUGGCACUGGUACUCUUCAGAUUGACCUCUUGGAUGUGAAUGAUAACGCUCCUCAGGUGUUUCCAGCAGUGGUCGAGAUGUGCGAGAAACCAGAGAACAAUGGAAUCAACAUCACAGCUCUGGAUGCAGACAUCCACCCGAACACUGGACCUUUCACCUUUGACCUGCCCUCACAACCUGCUGAUGUGAGGAAGAACUGGACCAUCAGACAGCUCAGUGGUGAUUAUGCACAGCUUGCUCUCAGAAUUGAGUUCUUAGAGAGUGGACUGUACGAGAUCCCGAUAACAAUCACAGACUCCGGAGAUAUGCCAUUGCGGAACACUUCAUACCUGCGAGUGAAGGUGUGCGUGUGCGAUGAUAACGGCGACUGCACGGAUCACGAGCGCAUCAUGGCCGCUGGACUCGGCACGGGACUGAUCGUUACACUCCUGCUCUGUGUCAUCACCCUCCUCAUUCUGGUGCUGUUGUUUGUGGUGUGGAUGAAGAGGAGAGAGAGAGAGCGAUUGGUAAAGCAGCUGCUGAUUGACCCAGAAGAAGAUGUGAGAGACAAUAUACUGACAUAUGAUGAAGAGGGAGGAGGAGAGGAAGACCAGGAUUAUGACCUGAGUCAGUUACAGCAGCCAGACAUUGAGACCGACGGCAUGAAGCCCAUCGGUGUGCGCAGGUUAGAUGAGAGACCGCUGCAUCCCGAGCACCAGUACCCCAUCAGAUCCACCGCACCACAUCCGGGAGAUAUCGGAGAUUUCAUCAGUGAGGGUUUGAGGGCAGCUGAUAAUGACCCUACCGCUCCACCGUAUGACUCACUGUUAGUAUUUGACUAUGAGGGCAACGGAUCGACUGCAGGAUCGCUCAGCUCCAUCAACUCUUCCAGCAGCGAUGGUGACCAGGACUAUGAUUACCUCAACGACUGGGGUCCACGCUUCAGGAAACUCGCUGACAUGUAUGGUGGCACGGAUGAGUGACACGGAUGAGUGCAAAGACAGCAACAACAUGUAGCUUAUCCCUCUAUUCAACGGAUGAAGACUGUGUCAGAUAUGGGUUUGUCAGAAUCAGUACAAGCAAACACAAGAACCCGUGGUUUAAUGUUCAUGUUUAACUCAAGGCUUAAAGUAACCGUUAAUGCAAACGCUUGAGGAACGCUCUGAGAGGAACAUCAAAGCUCAGGCCUGUUUCACACAAUCUGCAUCUGUGGGACGUGAACGGCGCUCGUUCAUUUCUCCAUGCGUAUUAACAGAUGAAUCACAUGCUGCUGUGUCUCUGGAGUUCAAGUACAUUUCUUUAAAUGUGAGAACAUGCCAAUAUCUCAAUAAGAUACAAUUUACACCAUAAGAGUGCGAUUUACAGUUCACAGAAGGAAUCAUUCUAAUCCAGUGUUCACUUCUUUUUGUCUUUUAAAUCAAUCAGUAUUUCAUCAUGUCAUAUUUAUUCAUUUUAGUGGUCAAAACGAAUCUUUUUUAGGUAAUGAUAAAGAACGAAAAGACAAAAAUAUGCACAAGCUGUAACAGACUAAACUUUGACCAAAUAUUCAAAGAUUUUGAAGAAUUUAUAAACUAAUUACAAACAUGUAUGUAAAAUACUAAAGAUGAAUAUGUUUAAUAUGUGAGAUUAAACAACUCGAGAAACAUGAAUAAACGCAUAUAAUGAAUAUUUGAAGUAUGAAUUCCUCCCGUUUAGAAGCAAACGAUGUAUCCCCAACACAAGAUCCACAUUCUGACCUGCGGGUCACUCAGUUCAAGUUCACCUGUUCAUGCUGUUCACGUCACAUACAGGAUGUGUUUGAGGUCAUUAACACUGUUAGUAAAGUUCAUUAAAAUACACAGCGUACUAUUUCAAGCAAUUCUUUCUAGAUUUUUCAUAGAAAUAAAAGCAGUGUUAGUACAUUGUUAAUAUCUGUAAUUUGUAUUUAAGUAUGUUUUAAUUAAAACUGUUUGAAAACUGCUGAAAAGAAAAUGAAUAAAUCUUUUGUCAGCAAACAUUGACAAGAUUAACACUGUGUAUAUAAUCCUCAUUAAACCAUUUUAUCAAAUGAAUUAAUAAUAGGAAUAAUUCAAAUACAGGAAGAAAUGAGUUGAGAUAAUAAUUUGUUCCUGUUUUAACGUGAAAUUCGUUUCACUUUAAUUGAUUUUAAUGUAUUUUUCUCUGAAUGCGUCAUUGUGUCUGCAGCUGUCAUUAAACCUGGGGAGAAACUCCGCCGCAGUUAAGCGUUUCCAUUCUGCAUCAUGCACACAUUAAAUAAACAUGUUGACAUGCAGAACAAAACUGGGUAAAUAUCUACACGUGCCAAUCGCUUCUGCUUCCACACUUUAUGAAAGAGGCAUUUACAUGAGCUUCUAUUAGUGUAAGAUUGUGCAUGUCACAGCGGCGGCGCUCCUGUCCCGCAGACACAGCAGGUGUGAAACAGACCACUCAUACACGCUCCACACUCUUUAAUGUGCCUUUUUCAGUUUCAUUAAACUCACUUAUGGAGUGAAUUUAAGAAAUAAGGAUGUGUUCAUCAUUAUGCUUUAUGUUUUUUGAGUUUAUUCACUGUUUGAAAAACGAUUCUUUAUUAUGAUAUUACCGUAAGUGCAUUUUUGUUCAUCUAAACAUAAUUGACCUUUAAAUUCUUUAUUGUCAUUAUUGAUUUGUAUUUUUUUACAGUGAGUUUUUGCUUCGCCGUACAUAUAAUGAGCCUUCUUUAUGAAAUAUUCUGUUCAUAAAACAUAGCUGCAUUCACUUCAACAUAACUGAAAUUACUCAUAAAUCCAAACUGGUUUUGCUUGUUCAUGACUAAAACUCUGUGUGUCUUUGAGAAUAAAACAUUCAGGAAUUUCUAAGAACAGUACGUCUUCCAACUCUUUGCAAUGUUCCAUAUUUUAACAUUGAAGAAAUUAUUUCUUGGUUUUAUUUAUAGAAUGUAACAGGCCGAAGUCUUGUUCAUAAAGAAGCGCUGUUGUGUUGAUCAUCGAUUUGUGGACUGCAAUUUCAAUUUCAAUGAAUUAUAUUGUUUCUGACCAAGUAAAAAUCAAAUAAAAAAUCAUUUUGGAGCUGU